Molecule: messenger RNA, 918 nt
Organism: Guyanagaster necrorhizus
Lineage: Eukaryota; Fungi; Basidiomycota; Agaricomycetes; Agaricales; Physalacriaceae
Exons: 3
Coding region: 47-727 (226 amino acids)
Source: RefSeq, a predicted model, not a curated record
AGUCAGCACUUCUCAUUCGUUGAACGACUACUAAUCUGUACACAUCAUGAGCGAACCGUUCUCCAAGCAUAUCACUUAUACGCCCAGUGGCGGCGACGCAUUAGUGAAAUCUUAUAAGUCCACCAUCUAUGAAGACAAAGGCGACCAGGCAUUCUACGCUGCCAUCGACACUUAUCUCGUCGACGCCACUUGGAUCCCAAAGAUGUCCUGGGAGAACAACACGUCCGCGGCGCAAUCGUACGCCCUCACGUAUACGACCGAGCUCAAAGUUACCAAGGGGUCUGAGGUUACCACGUCUAUUAAAAUCGCAGGGGCUUUCAGGGGCCUUUCGAUUAGUAUGGGCACCUCGGUGAAGGAAUUCAAUACUUACGAGACGACUAACACCACGACAAAAACCAUCACGUUGAACGUCCCUGCCAAGUCGACGUUGACGUUUUAUCAGAGGAGAUAUCGGUUCAGAGACACGAUGUUCUUCAUCUUGGAUGCAUGGAAUGAGAUGUGGAAGGCCGGCUCCUGGGGGUCAUUUAAACUCACGAAGAAGGCUUGCGUGGUGGAAAUUAUGAGUGAGGACUAUCUGACUGCGGACGCCAAGUUGGACGAUUCCACGACGGGCACAAUGGUGGUGAAGAAAGUUCCGAGGGCUACUUUGGAGUCCUCCUACUCGGCGCGAAAGCGCGAGAAUCUUACUGACAGAGCAAAGGAGGUGCUUGAUGAUAUUGACGCUUGAUGUACAAAGCAGAACUAUCCGAGUCGGCGAAUGCGCAUAUCUUUCACGUUCCCAAUCUCCCGCUUGUGUUUGUCUUUUCUACCUCUUUGUUACACUUUGACGUCUUCCGUUUCUGUGUAUCAGAGCUCGUUAUCUCAUACACAAAAUCCAAAAAAAAUGGUCCCUAAGUAGUGUUCUCUUCCGUCAUUCUC